Molecule: messenger RNA, 930 nt
Organism: Pseudozyma hubeiensis SY62
Lineage: Eukaryota; Fungi; Basidiomycota; Ustilaginomycetes; Ustilaginales; Ustilaginaceae
Exons: 1
Coding region: 1-930 (309 amino acids)
Source: RefSeq, a predicted model, not a curated record
AUGCCGGCCGGCCCUGCCCCUCCUCAGCAUCACGAAGCUCAUCUCGACGACGACGACGAUGACGACGACAGCCAGGUGGCCAAACUACCUUUACCUCCGAGCAACGUCCUCCGUGUAGCUCCUGGAAGACUCGUAGACGAUGUGGAUGAGGAAAUCUUCCUCCUCUACACUCUUAACGCCAAAUCGCAACAUGAUGGAGGUCUAGGAUACGUCAAUUCCUCCGACGACAAAAUCUAUGUCUCCAUUGACGGCGAUAAGUGGUCGUCUGCACUCUCGGAUCGCAACUUGAGCGGAAAGAUCAUCGUUCCCAUCUACCAGCACGUCACCAGUUUGCGAUCGAGCAAAGGUGACACGGGAAGCGUACUGUGGAGGUCUACCGUGGAGCUCGCUAUCCGGUUCCAUCAAGGGACGCUGUUCGAUCUGUCGCUCUUGAAGGAUGCCUCGGUGCUCGAGCUGGGUGCGGGAACAGCUGCCUUACCUGCCAUGGUAGCUUCCCUCGCAAGUUCUUGGCUAGCUACAGACCAAGAUCUACUCGAACCGCUCAUGCGCAAAAAUACGGACGGCUACAACAACGUCACAGUAGCAUCGCUCGAUUGGUUCGACUUUCUCAACCCUCCAUCCGCCCACUCUGCGCAGUUGAGGAAGAAGCACAUCCUCGAUCAUGUAUCUCGCCAAUCACAAGGUCCAGAUGUCAUCAUCUGCUGCGACUGCAUCUACAACCCGGGCUUGUUCGACGCUCUCAUCGCCACUCUCAACGUCUUUACCGUCAAGCAGAGGACCGUCGUCCUCGUGUCGUGUGAGAUGAGGAGCGACGAAAGUCUGGCUGAUUUCUUGACGAGGUGGAAGGCAAGCGACCAAGAUUGGCGCAUCGUCAGUUUAGAAGAGAGGUUCGAAAAGGGCUUCGUCGCUCUCGCCGCUUGGAAGGCCUGA